AUGGCCCACGUCACCGGCACUCAGGGUUGGGAGAGCCCGUGCUCGGUUGAGAACAUUCGCGAGAAGCUCUUCGAUGAGCAGGACCGCUUCCCAGUCGACCCGGAAUACAAGCGUGCCUUAGAUACUAUCGAGUCCGUCCGCAAGGCCGUUGCCCAGACAAAGCCCGAGUACAAGGCUGCCUAUGAUGGUGGCCAGCAAACGUGGAACCAUUUCAUCGGCAACUUGUCCCCCGCCCAGGAACACGAUUUGCAGGUCGCCUUUCUGCGUGAACAGCAUCGCCAGUUCAUGACGGGCAGUGAUUCGGCGGACGAGAUGGCCGUGGAUGCAAGAGGAAAGAAAGGGUUCAAGGCCCCAAAGGAAACUGUUGGUGUCGAGGUGGAAAGGCACAGCCGGGCUCACAAGAAGAGAAAGACUGAGUAUUGA
[Torrubiella] hemipterigena is the source of this 423-nucleotide messenger RNA. NCBI's taxonomy places the organism in Eukaryota, Fungi, Ascomycota, Sordariomycetes, Hypocreales, Clavicipitaceae. The record is from the annotation of a GenBank genome assembly.